CCCGCACCAUCAACGCCAUGGGCUACAACGCCAGAGAGGACUACAUCUACGCCGUGAGCGAGACCUUAAACACGCCGUACAACUUCAAGAUCAUCCGCAUCCUCAGCAACGGCACCACGCAGGACGUCGCUACCAUUAACAAGUUCUCGAGCACGGCCGGCACCCUGUUCAACUCGGGCGACGUCGACGAGAACGGCCAGUACUGGAUCUCGACGGGCGGUGCCGACUUUUAUCAGUACAACUUCAACCCCGGCACGGCCGGCUACGGCACCCUGGUCAACAGCGCGGUACUCGCCGGCACCGGCGGCUACGUCAUCGGCGACUGGACCUACGUCCCCGGCACCGGCGGCGGUGACUUGUGGUCCGUCGGCGUAAAGAACUUCUCCUCCUUCCUCCUGCGCUGGAGCCGCACCACCAACACCUUCACCGUCGUGCGCGAGCUCGGCAACCUGACAAACACUCCCACGCAGAGCGGCUCGACCCCGGCCUUCUGGGGCGCCUCCUACGCGACCAACGACGGCUUCCUCUUCGCCUUCGAGAACGGCUCCGGCCAGGUCUGGCGCAUCUCCAUCGACGGCUCCGUGGCCAACAAGAGGGUCGCCGACGCCCCGGUGAGCAGUCAGAACGACGGAGCACGCUGUGUGGAUUCCGGCAGUGUCGUCGUCAACGGCGGUUAAACGUACAGCCCUAGAUUGAACCAUUUUCUUAUGUCAAAACAUCCCACACGAAAUAUCCAGAAUGAAUGCCCUCCUAUGAUUUAUCCCACAUUCUUUAACCGGUUUCCCAAAGGCGGGGGGAGUUCCGGUCGGAGAACAGCAUCAAGAAUCCC
Colletotrichum navitas is the source of this 829-nucleotide messenger RNA. RefSeq names its product proline rich protein 5MeD. The coding region runs from base 18 to 677 and encodes 219 amino acids. The transcript has a single exon. The record is from RefSeq and is a predicted model, not a curated record. NCBI's taxonomy places the organism in Eukaryota, Fungi, Ascomycota, Sordariomycetes, Glomerellales, Glomerellaceae.